AUGUUCAGUACUCUAACGAGGCCUGAAUUACCAAUUAUUUGGGGAUGCUUAAGCACUGCAGACUACGUUAGCAGUUGGCGUGGAACGGUAUAUGGCGAUAUGUUCACCGUUGCGACUACACCGGAUACCACGCGAGAUGACACUCAUACUAAUACCGAUCGUUUGGUUCGUGGCCGGCAUUUUUACACUUCCGUAUCUGCUGUAUCAUCGAGUAACCGGCAAUCGCCUAUCAACACAGUGCAAUUGGACCGGUCUUCUUCGACGUUUACGUAUAAGGUCCUAGAAUGUGUGAUGUUUUAUUUUGCACCAUUGAUUAUAUUGACUGUGCUCUAUUCACAUAUGUGUCGAAUACUUUGGGGUUCACGUGUCGGGGAAACAGCUGUCUCAGAUCAAAUUUUAAAACUUCGUAGAGCUGUUAUCAAGAUGCUUAUUAUAUCACUUUUGCUGUACUUUAUUUGCUAUUCACCUAUGCAAGGUGAGCCUCAUUUUGCAAUUUAUACUUUCCUUCUUCUUAAUCUUACAAUAAACUUUUAAAG
Enterobius vermicularis (human pinworm) is the source of this 536-nucleotide messenger RNA. NCBI's taxonomy places the organism in Eukaryota, Metazoa, Nematoda, Chromadorea, Rhabditida, Oxyuridae. The record is from the annotation of a GenBank genome assembly.